This is a messenger RNA of Ruditapes philippinarum (Manila clam), 5947 nucleotides long. RefSeq names its product rho guanine nucleotide exchange factor 17-like. The record is from RefSeq and is a predicted model, not a curated record. Gene Ontology annotation, biological process: actin cytoskeleton organization. Gene Ontology annotation, molecular function: protein binding; guanyl-nucleotide exchange factor activity. The transcript has 23 exons. The coding region runs from base 338 to 5314 and encodes 1658 amino acids. Lineage: Eukaryota; Metazoa; Mollusca; Bivalvia; Venerida; Veneridae.
GUCUCUCUAAAUCAUGGAAUAAAACUGUGUGAUGUAUCUGAAAUGUAUUUUUAUGCAUAAGUUUAAGUUCUAAAUUGUAAUUAAUGAUAACGGAUAUUUAUGUGAGUGUUCUUUAAGUUCUGACCAUCAAUUCAUUGGAAAGUUGAUAUGGCAUCCAAGCUUUAUUGUGAAUGGAUUUUAUUGGAUAUUUAAGUGCCAAAUAGAUAUGCUUAAUUGCUGAAAUCAUUGAAUAACUUAUUCUUUGAGCAGUGGAUUCAUGGACAUGAUUUCAACAGAUGUAGAACCCAGAAAAAAUGGAUUUACUCUCAUUUUGACAAAGAGAACUUCAAGCUAAAUCAUGGAAGAAUCCGUUGUAAAUGAAGAUGGGGAGAGUGUGUCAAAAGAGAAAAUUUCCCCUAAAAUUACGCGACCAAAAUUGCCAAAAUUUAGUAGCCAUACUUUGGGUCAUGUCAGACAUAAAACAGAUCCAGGGAAAGCCGUGGAAAUUAAAAACUUGAUGGAAGAAAUUAAGAAAUGGAAAGAUGGAAGUGUUUUUGACAAGUCUAUCCGCCCGAAGAUUAUUAAACCUCAGACUAUACCAAAGGCUCAUUCGACCCAGACCUCACCUCGAGCUUCGCCCCCACCUGGAUCACCAAAUUUUGGGAACAGAGGCUCAAGUUUAAACCGAAAUAGAAGCAGAAGUUUGAAAUUACUUACAGACAAAUUAAAAAGCCCUCGUGGAGGGACUAAAGAAACUUUAAGUCCAAAUAGUAAAAUACCAAAAAUGAGGGAUGAAAAUAUGAGAUCAAAAAGUGCUGAUGCAUCAUAUAAUAAUGCACCACUCUUUCCUGAAAAUAUAAGUCAGACACCUGAAGAAGGAAGCGAUAUGUCAAAGGAAGUAAUGACUUGCAGUGUCGAAAGUGAUAAGGUAGGAACUGUGGAACCAAUACCUGAAAAAGAUGAAAGAGAUGAGGAAGAUGAAAAAUGUGAUAGAGGAUCAACAUCGUCAUGUGAUACAGUAGGAACACCGGAAAAAGCUAGUCAGAAAAUGGAAUUUAAACCAGCUAGGGAUUCACCAAGACCGGGUGAAGAGGACAAUACUGUAAUGUCUGAUAGUGACACACAAACGACACAUGUCAGUACAUAUACCUUACAUCCAAUUGAUAGGAACUCUGAAUUCUUGAGAUUACGACAAACCGCUCCACCAAAGCGGCGACCUGGUUACGCAGGUUUAUCACUGCCAAAGACUAAAAUACCUCCAUUAUUAAAAUUUCAGACAGAUGACACAAAAGAAGGUACGGAUGAAAAUUCUUUAAGAAGAGUAUCUUCUGUUAAUGAAGGAAGUCCUAAAAAACCAAAUAGAUUAGAUUUAUUGACUUUAGGGGGAAGUGUGCGGAAGUUAUCAACUCCAAUAUUUCCAUCUAAAAGAGAUGAAUGUAAGUUGGAUUUAGCUGGAUAUAAUAUAUUCAGAAGUCCUACUAAGGAAAGUCCGCCAUCUUUAAUGGGGAAUGAGACAGUGUCGUCUAGUGAUAAUGAGGUUCCAACAGAAAUUAAAGAAACUUUAGAAGAAGGUAAUAAGAUUGAAGAAGAGGGAACAACCCCUGAACCUGUUGAACAAGUCGUUGCAAUACCAACUGAAACUGAAUCAGACAAACUUGAGAAAAGAAACAGUAGAUCACCUAAGCAGAAAUCAAAAAGUGAUCCAAGUGGGAAUAAAAGUUUUAAUUUCGAUGUAUCAGGUGUUAUUAAUUCUUGUCAAAGUCAAAGCUUUCCACUUUUGCAAAAGGAUAAAGUUGAUGAUUCUGUUAUGGAAAAAGAUGAAGAACAAAAUAUUGAACGGGAAAAUGAAAAUGUAGUUAAUGCUGAUAAAGAACCAAGUGAUCUAGAUGUAUUAAAUAACAAUCAAAGUGAAGAUUCAGAGCAGCAAGGAAGUGUGAGCUUUAGUGAACCAUUAACUUCAUGUUCAGAAACAGAGCGGUCUGGAAGUAUGUCAGAGGAUAUUAUAUUCUCGCCACAAAGUGAUAUGUCAGAACCUUUUGAUGAACUUGGAUAUCAAAGUGCUGAGGAAACCUUGCCACAGGCUGGUAUGUAUGAGGCACCUCAGCGACUAGAAUCAGGAGGUAUGUCUCCUGUUCAAGAACAUGAGGGUGAUGAUCAUGAAGGAAUUGAAUUAGCUACUUCAACGUAUUCUUAUGGUUCAGAAAGUUCAACUUCAACACCAGUUAGCUAUUCACCUACGGGUAUGUUAGAAAAACCAAAUAACUUACUUAGUGUUCCGUCACCAAAACGUCCAAUUGCUAGAAGUGUGAGUUCAGCGAGUGUAUUACAGCGAGAAAGAAAAUAUAGUUCAAGUAAGGAUAAAGAUUCUGGUAGAAAACAUUCUUUAACAACUGUAGAGGAUGGUGCACAAGCUGAUACUAAAACAAUGGAUUUUUUACCAAUCGGAGACAGUGGAAAUAUCAUGGCUAGUAGUAUGCCAUCAGUAUGGAAUACUGAUCGUCACCCGUCUGUAUCACCAGAAAGGGACUCUCAAUAUGUAAAGGAUAAAAGAUACCAUAUUGUUGAAGAGUUGUACAGAAAUGAGAGAGAAUAUGUGGAAGCACUUAAAAUGCUGAAAGAGCGUUAUAUGGACCCAUUAAAGACAGUAUCUGGAAUAGAUGAGCGUGUUGUAGACAACAUAUUUUACAUGAUUCCAGAGAUUCUUACCCACCACCAGAUAUACCUGGAGUUCCUUAAUCAAGUGUGGACCCGCUGGAAUACUGAUACCAGUACAGUUGGUGAUAUUAUACUGAAAACUUUUUCUGGUCAGACAGUGCAGGACAGUUACCUAUCAUUUGUAGAGAAUUAUAAAACGUCUGGUAAAGUUAUAGAGAACGCAUUACAAACCAAGUCCUCCGUCCAAAAGUUUGUUGAGCAAUGUCAGAAGGAGAGUGGUAGUAAAUUGUCCCUGAAAGAUUUAAUUGUUCGUCCAAUACAGAGAAUUCCAAGAUAUGAACUCCUGAUUCAGAGGUUGCUGGUCAACACUGCAGGGGAUCAUCCAGAUUAUAGCCUACUUAGAGAAGCAGAGAGAGCCAUGCACGAGUUUGCACGGAAAAUUAAUUCUCUAAAUGAGACACAGACAGAGGACAGUCAACAAGAAACUCUGAAAAAACUUGAACUUUUACUCAUUACUGAUCUGGCUGUACCAGACAGAUCCUACCUCAGGCAUGAUAUGGUCAACAUUAUGAAUAAGAAGGACCAGUGUUGUAUUUGGAUGUUCUCAGAUCUUAUCAUUAUUAGUAGUGUGAAAAGGAAAAGUGGGCCAGUCACUCGUAAAGUCUCCAUAAUAUUGAAAUCCCCAACAGGUCAAGAUUUUGCAGAGAAUGUAAAGCAUAAAGUAUGGCUGAAAGUUGGUCUAGAUGAUAUUGAAAUUGUGAAAAAUCAGGAAGCUUUGAAGAAAACAACAACACUUGAUAAGGAACAGAUUGAAGAAGAUUUAGAUAUACUAGAGAUGAUUCAAGAUCUUACUAAUAAACUUAAUUGUAGUCAUGCUAGUAUGAAUGAUGUAAUAAAAGAGAUGACACAGUCUAUGAAGAAACAGUUAACAGAACAUAAUUUAUGUGAGGCCCUUCAAGAUUCUACCAAGAUGGAACUUAUUGUAACCACACAAGAGGGAGUAUUAAACCUGGAGGUAAAUUUUACCACUGGAGAGAAGAGAAGUAGUUGGGAGACCACAUUCCUAGAUGCCAAACAAAAACUUUCACUGCUAUCUGACAAGCGGGCAGCUGAGUUCCUACAGCCAUUACAGAUCACUAAAACAAGGGCUGGAAUGCAGUUUUCCUGUGCAGCACCUAUUGAUGGUGUAAAUUCAAGUGGUUAUAGAGAUGUAUGGGUGUGUAACAGUGAUGGUUAUGUAGGUCACAUGUGCUUACUGAGUCUACAACCAGAACCCAUCGUAACAUUAAACACCCCUGUCCCAGGAUGCAAUGCUAGAAUAUUGUGUAUAGCUGCUGUACCGGCACAUGCUCUACUACGAAGGAAGAGCAGUGCUAAACAGCGAUAUAUUCAUAAUCCUCCCUCACCUACAUGUGAGGGCCCUCGUAUCAGUAUUGAAGAAGUAGACAUAGAUGAGGACGGGAACCUGGCUGAGCUAUCGGAACCAGGGGAAAAUGUCAGUGAGGACGGGUACCAGUCAGACUCUAGUUCCAGUGAGGAAACCGAUGAUGAAUUUAUUUCAACAAGAAAACUGUUUACUGAAGCUGAGGAAGAACCUAAGAGAUCCACACCUACUAAAAUGACAGGAAACCCCGAGUCUUUCACUACCACUGGUUCAUGGACCCAAAAUCCUGCUAAAUCAACAAUGUGGCUGGGCACUGAAGAUGGCUGCAUCCAUAUAUUCCAGUGUACAGACAAUAUUAAAACUACAAAGAACAAACUUAAAAUUCAGCUUGGCUAUCCUAUAUAUUGUAUACUUUACCUGGACAACAAGGUGUUUGUUUCAUUAUCAAAUGGUGAUCUCAUGGUUUACAGAAGGGACUCAGAAGGGACAUGGGAUUCAGAAAAUCCAUAUACUCGUGCAAUAGGCAGUGUGACUGCCCCUAUAGUAAAGAUGUUAGCUGUAGCUGGGAAAUUGUGGUGUGGCCGUCAAAACAACAUCUGUGUGAUAAACCCACUCACUCUUAGUGUUGAGCAAACAUUUCAAGUUCACCAAGAUAGUAAUCGUUGUGUUCAGUGUAUAGUGAAUUGUGGUCAAGGUGUAUGGAUAGCGUCACAGAGUAGUGCCAAAGUUGUACUGUAUCAUGCUACCACAUUUGAAUUUCUCCUUGAAGUCAGUAUAGCACAAGCAGUCAACCAGAAACUUCAAGCGGCUGAUGAUAUCAUAAGGCAGCAUAAGGCAGCUUGUUUACGUAUAACAGCUCUGCUCGUAUGUAAGGACUUGUUGUGGAUCGGAACCAGUGCUGGUGUCAUACUCACUAUACCUAUUCCAAAAAUAACUUCUACAACCACCAGGGGGAGCCUUUCAAUACCAAAUGUCACAGGUCUUGUGUAUGGACAUACAGGACAUGUAAGAUUCCUUACAUGUGUUGAAAUGGCAAAUUCUAAUGUGCCACCAUUAUUGGCAGGUAGUCAUUCUAGAUCAGACAGUGCUAAUAAUAACACACGAGAACCUGACGCUCCGUCACCGCAGGAUCUUAAUAAACGACGGUCGUCAGUGGCAACAAUGACCGCCGCUCUAGCUACACGUAUGUUAGUUAUAAGUGGCGGAGACGGUUAUGAAGACUUUCGAACAAACGUUGUUAACGAGGCAGCUGGAAAAGAUGAUAGUACAAAUCAUUUAUUAUUGUGGCAAGUCUGAUAGCAUUCUAUGUUUUAUAUGGAAUAGUGAUUUUGUGUUCAAGGAAGGGAGAUGUUUGUGCAUGUAUUUGGUGCAGUCAGCAAAAACAAAGACAGUAUUCAAUGGGCAAGGGAGAUAACUGAGAAGAUCUGAUCAAGGUUGGAAAGGUGCUGAAUUCUUGUAACAUAUUAUUCCUUUUGGAUUGCUAUUUUUGAGUGAUAUGAAGAGUUGGUCAAUAUUGAGGAUUUAAAAAGUAAAACAUUUUGAUGAACAAAAUUUGAUAACUGCUCUUGCCAACUGAUUUGUUUGUCAUAUAGAAUGUCAAUGAAACCAGAAAAAAAUAAAAGCAGCCAAAUAUAAGGUCAGAUGAUCCGAUAUGGCUACAUGACUUGACGAGGCUGUCUGACAUAUAAAAAUACAAUACAGAACAUUUAUUCAAUAAUUUACAUAAGAGAUUUAAAAGAAACUUAAUUAAUGGAGGAUAGUAUGUUAGCAGUGGUGUUACGGAUUGUAGUCAUAUCAUUGUGCCGAUACCAUGUGACUUUUAACAUCUCAUUGUCAUAAAACAGUAAGUGUAAAAUUGUAGACAAGUCAUUUAUGUCUUGAAAAUCCAUGUAAAUUCUGUUUAUCUUUAAUAAAUAUAUCAAAACUGUG